Messenger RNA from Conger conger (European conger), 1685 nucleotides. RefSeq names its product serpin B6-like. The transcript has 8 exons. Gene Ontology annotation, biological process: negative regulation of endopeptidase activity. Gene Ontology annotation, molecular function: serine-type endopeptidase inhibitor activity. The coding region runs from base 254 to 1390 and encodes 378 amino acids. NCBI's taxonomy places the organism in Eukaryota, Metazoa, Chordata, Actinopteri, Anguilliformes, Congridae. The record is from RefSeq and is a predicted model, not a curated record.
GGAUAAGAGCGUCUGUCAAAUGCCUAUAAUGUAAUGGCAGAAAUAUGCCACUCGUUAACAGUCUAGCUACAUUAUUAGAUGAUCUGCAAAGUUCUAUGACGCUCUAGGAGGAAGCAGGGAACGACAGGACAUGUGAUAGCUCUAUGCUGUGGGCGUGCGUCGCAGAAAAGGAGGCUGCUCUUUCCGGGCUUUCAUACGUUUCACACACAUCUCUGUUUGAUUGGAACUUUUCCAACACAAUAGGAAACCAGCAAUGGGGUCACUGACUGCUGCAAACACCAACUUCUCCCUAGAUUUGUUUAAGAAGAUAAGUCAGAGUAAGAACAUCUUCUACUCUCCACUCAGCAUCUCCUCAGCUCUGGCCAUGGUGUACAUGGGCGCCCGGGGGAACACAGCGACACAGAUAGCUGAGACUCUCCACUUUCACAAAGCUGAUGAUGACAUUCAUGCUGGAUUCAGCAAACUGAUGUCUGAACUCAACAAAGAGGCUGCCCCGUAUGCACUGAGCCUGGCAAAUCGCCUGUAUGGGGAGCAGUCUUACGAGUUUGUGGAGAAAUACAUUCAGGACACAAAGAAGUUCUAUCAGGCAGAGCUGGAGACUGUUGACUUCAAAUCAAAAGCAGAGGUUGAAAGGGUGAAGAUUAACAGCUGGGUGGAGAAGCAGACUCAAGAGAAAAUCAAGAACUUGCUGUUGGAAGGGACUGUUGACAAUAUGACCAGACUGGUGUUGGUGAAUGCUAUCUAUUUUAAGGGUGACUGGGACAAGAAAUUCAAAGAGGCUGACACAAAGGAAGUGCAAUUCAAAUUGAAUAAGAAUGAAAGUAAGCCAGUGCAGAUGAUGCACCAGAAGGCCAACUUUGGUUUGACGUUCAUUCCGGAAGUCAGUUGUCAGAUUCUGGAGAUGCCUUACAUUGGUAAAGAGCUGAGCAUGCUCAUUAUUCUGCCCAGAGAGAUUGAGGAUGACUCCACAGGGCUUGAGAGGUUGGAAAGGGAGCUCACGUAUGAGAAGGUCAUUGAGUGGACAGAUCCUGACAUGAUAGAUAAUACUCAGGUAAUAGUGGCUCUGCCCAAGUUCAAGAUGGAAGAGAGCUAUGAUCUGAAAGAUAUUCUGGUCAGUAUGGGCAUGAAGGAUGCCUUCGAUGUGUCCAAAAGCGACUUCUCUGGCAUGUCUCCCAGCAAUGACCUGGUGGUGUCCAAAGUGGUGCACAAGGCCUUUGUGGAGGUUAACGAGGAGGGCACAGAGGCUGCUGCUGCCACUGCCGCUGUCAUGAUGUUACGAUGUGCCAGGCCACCCCCAGAUCGGUUCACCGCAGACCAUCCCUUCCUGUUCUUCAUCAGACACAACCCCACUCAGAGCAUCCUCUUCUAUGGCCGUUUCUGCUCCCCUUGAAGUCUUAAACUCUGCAGUUUCUACUUGAACUGUAGUCUAAACUGGGGUCUAAAGAAAGUCUGUACGUUAAAUUUCUCUGCACUGCUAUUUGCCUUAAAUGAAUGUAAUCAAACAAAUCAUGUUUCUUGCAGUAUAUUGUAUUGAUUUCAUUCAAUGGUAUCCUCUUUGAGGUUUAUGAGUGGUUAAAUACCAAAGAUUAUUUCAUGUGUGUUUAUUGUAUUUCACUCACAAUGGAACUAAAAACAAUGUGUGAUUAGCAAUUUCACAUUUGUGAAAAUAAAAGUGUGCAAAACUA